CCUACCGCGCUAUUCUGAGCCCAGCCACCUCGGAAUCACUCCCCAUCCACCCUUCUGGCAACAUGCAGGCCGCCGUCGCUCGCUCCAUCGCCGCCGUGCGCCCCACUCGGGCCACCCGCCAGGUGACCCGCGCCUCGGCCGAGUUCUACGGCCCCGACCGCGUCAAGUUCCUGGGCCCCUUCUCCGGCGCCACCCCCUCCUACCUGAAGGGCGAGUACCCCGGUGACUAUGGCUGGGACACCGCUGGCCUGUCCGCCGACCCCGAGACCUUCUCCCGCUACCGCGAGCUGGAGGUCAUCCAUGCCCGCUGGGCCAUGCUUGGCGCCCUGGGCUGCGUGACCCCCGAGCUGCUGCAGAAGAACGGCGCCGCCAACUUCGGCGAGGCUGUGUGGUUCAAGGCUGGCGCGCAGAUCUUCCAGGACGGCGGCCUCGACUACCUGGGCAACGCCAACCUCGUGCACGCGCAGUCCAUCGUGGCCGUGCUGCUGACCCAGAUCGUGCUCAUGGGCCUGAUCGAGGGCUACCGCGUCAACGGCGGCCCUGCCGGCGAGAUCACCGACCCCAUCUACCCCGGCGAGGCCUUCGACCCCCUGGGCCUGGCCGACGACCCCGACACCCUGGCUGAGCUCAAGGUGAAGGAGAUCAAGAACGGCCGCCUCGCCAUGGUCUCCAUGUUUGGCUUCUUCAUCCAGGCUAUUGUGACCGGCAAGGGCCCCAUCGAGAACCUGAACGACCACCUUGCGGCUCCCGGCGAGACCAACUUCUGGAUCAACUCUGCCUCCACCCUGGCGUGAGCCAUCCGCCGACAGCCCCCCUGCCUGGGGCGGCGGCAGCUUGAGUUUGUGACUGGCGGCUGGCGACGCCCUUGGCCGCCACUGGCAGCGAUGCGCGCCGCCUGGCGCUCCGCCGCACAGCGGCUCGUGGGCCCGUCGACGCCUGUAUUUGAUUGGCUGUUUGUGCACUAGAAUCGCUUUUGAAACGUUUACUGCUCACAUUGAGCACAGCCAGGAGGUGUAAUGGAUGUUGGGAGC
This is a messenger RNA of Chlorella variabilis, 1031 nucleotides long. RefSeq lists its product as hypothetical. Gene Ontology annotation, cellular component: plastoglobule; chloroplast envelope; chloroplast thylakoid membrane. Lineage: Eukaryota; Viridiplantae; Chlorophyta; Trebouxiophyceae; Chlorellales; Chlorellaceae. The record is from RefSeq and is a predicted model, not a curated record. The transcript is spliced from 7 exons. The coding region runs from base 63 to 794 and encodes 243 amino acids. Gene Ontology annotation, biological process: photosynthesis, light harvesting in photosystem I; response to light stimulus.